Messenger RNA from Sebastes umbrosus (honeycomb rockfish), 1635 nucleotides. It is a transcript of the gene sult5a1, whose product is annotated as sulfotransferase family 5A, member 1. The record is from RefSeq and is a predicted model, not a curated record. NCBI's taxonomy places the organism in Eukaryota, Metazoa, Chordata, Actinopteri, Perciformes, Sebastidae. Bases 155 to 1081 code for a protein of 308 amino acids. Gene Ontology annotation, cellular component: cytoplasm. Gene Ontology annotation, molecular function: sulfotransferase activity. The transcript has 6 exons. Gene Ontology annotation, biological process: sulfation.
UCUCUCUCACAGGACGGGUGCACACAGAGACAGAGUAGAGACAGAGAAGCACAGGCAGAGCCACAGAAAGGUAAACAUAAAAGGAAAACUAGUCAAGAGACAGCUAAAAAGGAGACGUAGACACGCAAAUAACGCACCUACAUCAAGGUUGGAUAUGGCCAGGUUGGAUGUCACAGAGAGGUUUCAUGGUAUUUCGUUUCCCGGACACCUGCACACCCAGGACUCCUUACAACUUGCUCUCAAAUUUCCGUUUCGGGACACGGAUAUCAUCAUCGUCUCCUAUCCAAAGUCAGGCACCACAUGGAUGCAGGAAAUUGUGACUCUCAUAUCCAGCAAAGGGGACCCACACGUGUCCCAAACUGUCCCAAAUUGGACUCGGGCUCCCUGGCUGGAGCACCAUUUUUUCACUGCGAUACUGGAGGCCUCAUCCACCACACCUCGAGUCAUCACCACACACCUGCCUCAUCACCUGUUGGGCCCCGCCCUCCAGGGCUCCAAAGCAAAGGUCAUCUACGUGAGCAGAAACCCGAAAGAUCUAGUGGUGUCAUUUUAUCACUUCCACAAAAUGGCCAACUUCCUCCCUGAGGCUGGCUCAUUUCCAGACUUUUUAACUCGAUUCCUGGAGGGCACACUGUACUUUGGCUCCUGGUUUGACCACUUUAAGGGCUGGACCAGUCAGACAGCAGCGAUGAGCAAUCUGCUUCACAUCAGCUAUGAAGAGAUGACGUUGGACCUACAUGGUGCCAUAAAGAGGGUGAGCUCUCACCUACAGAGUCCCCUGCUGGAGGACGAGGUCAACAACUGUGUACUGCACUGCAGCUUCAGCAGCAUGAAAAACAACAACAUGUCCAACUACACCCAGAUCACUGAGGACAUAAUGGACCAUAACAAGGGCUCCUUCAUGCGAAAAGGUAAAAUUGGAGACUGGAAAAACAUGUUCACAGAGGAGCUGAAUCAACAUUUCAAAAGCGUCUUCAAGUCCAAGAUGGAGGACUGCAAUGCAGAGUUUGUGUGGGAGGAGCAGCAUAAAGAGGAGACGCAUGCUAAUGAACAAAUCCCACUGAAGAACACAGAGCUCUGAAAAAAGCUAAAUGAAGAUAGAAAUCAUGUUGCAUCCUGUGAGAUGGAUCACAAGUGGAUGUUUUUCUCUAUGUUUAAAUGAUUAAAGGGACACUUAACUGUAGCAUGCCAUGUUCAGUACCCUUCAAUGCCUCUUAUGUAUAUUGCAGUCUUGCUUUCAUUGCGUCAUUGUAUAAUGUGACACUGAUGUGAAGUGGAUUAUUAUCAUUAUGUAUGAAUAAAUCUCAGUUGCAGUUGACCAUCACCAUGGUCCAAAUUAUAUUUGUUUUGUCCAAAUUAUAUUUGUUUUUCAGAACAAGUGACACUUAAGGUGCAGUGUGUAGGAUUUGGCAGCAUCUACAAUUCUACAAUUUCAUUUAGCAAACGCUUUUGACCAAAGCAACGUACAUCUGGCGAUGAGGUUGCAGAUUGCAACGAACUGAAGUUCCCCACAUUGUAUGUUGUCAGAACAGGAAGUGCGGGUAGUGUCAACAGGAGGCAUGUGUGCGUCAAUUGACAUGUGUCAAUAAAGUUUCUCCACUCUUUCGAGUAAGUGAUUUCAAGUCAGAGCGAGAC